GAAGAAAUGAGGGACCGGACGAGUUUUGUUCGAUUUAGUGUUCCGUAUCUUUGUAUUCUCGAUCUCCGUGCCUUAGCUUUUGUUGGCGUUGAAUGGUGCUUCGCGAAUUCGUAGGGUUUGAGUUGAACGGGACGGUUGAGCCUUCGGGGGUAACCUGCUGAUUACGUCAACGACAUCGGCGGGUGAGGAGCGAUUCUCAUUCUUGAUUUCUUGAUCUUCGAGGAGCUUUUGGUGAAUUGAACUUGUUAGCAGAAACCCUGGAAGUUCACCUUGAUUUGACCUUUGAAGUUGUCUGGCACAGUUCUGUAGUGGAAACUUAAGAGCCUGUGGCCAUGGAACAGUUGACGCAGCCGUCUUCACCUGUCAUUGGAGUUGUUUCUGGUGCUGCCCAAAUAGCAUAUGCUGCACCCAUAAUGCAACCAGCAGCACUGGUCACUGGAGCUCCAGCAGUAUCAGGAGCUAUACCUCCCGCAGCACAACUGACCAUAGCAUAUCCUACUAACCCAGGCAAUAUUGCAAGCCAGCACCAGAUUGCCUACCAGCAGGUCCCGCAGUUCCAUCACGAGCUUCAGCAACAGCUUCAAGCCUUCCGGUCCGACCAGAUGUUGGAGAUAGAAGAAACUACUGAUUUCAAGAACCAUAGCCUACCGCUUGCCCGAAUAAAAAAGAUCAUGAAGGCCGACGAGGAUGUUCGUAUGAUCUCUGCUGAGGUCCCUGUGGUCUUUGCCAAGGCGUGUGAAAUGUUUAUAUUGGAACUGACGCUCCGGUCUUGGAUCCACACCGAAGAGAAUAAGAGGAGAACGCUGCAGAAGAACGAUAUCGCCGCCGCCAUUACCAACGCUGACAUGUUUGACUUUUUGGUUGAUAUAAUCCCUAGGGAUGAGUUUAAGGAUGAGGGCUUUGGUAUCGCAGGGGCUGCAUUCCCUGCUGUAGGCGGUCCUGCGAAUUCAGUACCUUACUGCUUCGUCUCGGCACCGCAGGUGCCCGACCCUGCAAUGACGAUGGGGAAGCCUGUAGAUCAGACUGCUGCUGCAACUUUAUAUGCUGUUCAGCAGCCACAUUCAGUGGCUUACAUGUGGCAGCUGCCAGAAAUGCAGCCGGGACAGCAGGUGCCGGAAAGUGAGUAAGCCAAUGUGUGUUUUGCGGAUCGUUGGAGUUGUUAGAAGAAUGUCCAAUGGAAUAUGAUUGCUGUUAGUAGAACAUGAAGGAAGUUUGCCUGUUGCUGAAGCAGCAAUGGACUGUGUUGCGUGCCAAGAUGAAAGGAGCACGGCUUUGUGAUGCUUUGCUUUUC
Molecule: messenger RNA, 1291 nt
Organism: Musa acuminata subsp. malaccensis (wild Malaysian banana)
Lineage: Eukaryota; Viridiplantae; Streptophyta; Magnoliopsida; Zingiberales; Musaceae
Product: nuclear transcription factor Y subunit C-4
Biological process (GO): regulation of transcription by RNA polymerase II
Cellular component (GO): nucleus
Molecular function (GO): RNA polymerase II cis-regulatory region sequence-specific DNA binding; DNA-binding transcription factor activity, RNA polymerase II-specific; protein heterodimerization activity
Source: RefSeq, a predicted model, not a curated record